GUUUGAGACCAAGUUGAUAGGAAAAGGGGUCCCCCUCCCCCAUAUUAUUGGUGAAUAAGCCAAAAAGGCUAUUCACAACCACCCCAGCCUUUGUCUCUCAUCCAAGCUAGAUUCAUUGAGGAGAGAAGGUCUGCAAAAGACUCCAUUUCAUCAUCCUUACACGCACCAAGCUAAGGAAGAAGAAGAAGGAGAAAAGAGAAGAGAAAAGAGGAGCUUUAGGUGGGAAAACUUGUAGUUAACAAGGUAUUUUAAGAACUUUCACGGAGUUGAAAGGGGCGCCGGAGUUGUCGCCGGAGUUCGUUGAAGUUCACCGGAGUUUCACCGGGGCUAAACCGGGAAGGCUAGAACUUCAUAAGCUUCAAUAAGGUGAGAAGACGGCUAUAUGCUUUAUAACUUUUGCGUGAGGCAUGAGAUUACCUAAAUUAAUCAAUAAUAUGUUUUAUGAAUUGAUUAAUGGUAUUAAAGCUUGUGUUAUGUUAUGUUAAGAACUAUAACAAGGUUGGAAAGCAUGAAAUGUAGGUUUGAUUAGUGAAAUGAUUAUAAAUUGAGAUGUAUGAUGUUCCAAGGACCAAAACAGGUAUUUUUGGAUCAAGGACUUCAAGGAGUACAUGCAUGUAAAAUUUCACGUUCAUCGGACUCCGUUUGGGCGGUCAAACGGGCGUUGACCGCCAAGUCAACCACAAUACCCGACCGGGUAUUGGCAAAUACCCGACCGGGUAUUUGCUGAAAAACUGCCCAGAGGGCUGCUGCCUCCUAUACUCGAUCGAGUAUGGAUAGGUACUCGAUCGAGUAUGCAUGGAAAAUUAGCCUUACGGGCUGCUGCCUCCUAUACUCGAUCGAGUAUGGAUAGGUACUCGAUCGAGUAUGCAUGGAAGAUUAGCCUUACGGGUUGCUGUCUCCUGUACUUGACCGAGUAUAGGUGGGUACUCGAUCGAGUAUUGGGUUAUACUCAAAACGGGUAGUUUUUGAGUAGGUUAACGUGGACCGAUCAGGUGGGACCCGUCCACGUUGGUUGCUAAGGAUUGUUACAUGACUAUAGGACUAGGUAUUGUCCAUAGUUAAUUGAAUGAAAGGUUAGCCAUAUCCAAGUUAGGGUUGGUAAGGAAUAAGGUUGAGGUUGAGUAUCCUCAGGACGGUAAACAAUCCUAAAACUCGGUGAGGUUGAGUAUCCUCAGGACGGUAAACAAUCCUAAAACUCGGUGAGGUUGAGUAUCCUCAGGACGGUAAACAAUCCUAAAACUCGGUGAGGUUGAGUAUCCUCAGGACGGUAAACAAUCCUAAAACUCGGUUGAGGUUGAGCAUCCUCGGGACGGUAAAUGAUCCUAAAACUCGGUUGGGGUUGAGCAUCCCCGGGACGGUAAAUACUCCCGAAACUCGGUAGGAUAUUAUGAAAGUAGAAUGUAGUUUGUGAGCUAGGCAUUCAGGAUGAAAGGGGAAAGGUUGGGUAAGUACCUUAUCUCUAAAAGACUUUUUGCGGGGAAAUGACCUACGGGUCAAGUAUUUUGCAAGUAUAUACACUAUGUAUUAUCUUGGGAAUGGGGUAACAAUGGUUACACCUAUAUAUUUAUGUAUCAUCCUACUUUUGGGUCUCGUGUCUGAAGCAUUAGUUAUUCCUCAUAUAGCCUGCUUGUCACUAGUACUUCUAUGGAGUACUGACCCCUUCGGGGGCCCUCACAUUUUUCAGGUUGAGGCUAGAGUCCUACUACCUGCACCUUCGCCUAGGGUGAUUGAUCAAGGAGGAAGACGUGGUUCGUGCUUCCAUUCUUAUUCAAAAUUGAUGAACUGCUCAUGGAUAUUUUUAACAAUGUUUCCUAUUAAAACAUUUGGGGGCCUGCGUGCCCGUAUUUGCCACGUGUGGCUAAGUAUCAAACAUAUCUUAUUUUCCGCAUUUGUUUGACUAAUAUAUAUAUUGAUGUUGAUUGUAUGGGUUUACUAAUCGGCUUGGCAAUAG
Molecule: messenger RNA, 1951 nt
Organism: Cuscuta epithymum
Lineage: Eukaryota; Viridiplantae; Streptophyta; Magnoliopsida; Solanales; Convolvulaceae
Source: the annotation of a GenBank genome assembly